AUGCCACCCAAGAGACGCGUCAUUGACGUCGACGUGGAUGAUUCUGAUAUCAUCGAGAUCCAUUCGACAUCACUCACAGCCCCGCGUCCGCCCAAGAACCCCAGGACCAUGCCGCCAGGCGCAAACUCGGUUCAAGGCUCAAGUGCUCCUAGGCCUGCAUCCGGCGUCGCUACUCCUGCGUUCCCCAACAAGUUCUUCACACUCAGCAUCGGUACAAAUUCGACAGCCAGCCUAUUCUUUCCCGAUCGCACCCUCGCGACCAUCGCUGAACUCCGCCAGCUUGAGAUCCACGCCGUUAUGGAGGCUUUCCAGACCAAUGUCCCCAUCAAUCCACACUAUCGAUACACUAUGACAUCCGACACCGCCGUCGGCUCAGCCACAGACUUCUCCUCUCUCCCGGUCGGACAGAGCACACCGUCACUAAGCUUUGCAAACGCCCGUCUGCUCCACCAAUUUCUGGCUAGGAAUUCUCGACUUGCUGAGAAGAAUGAGAAGCCCAAAUUCGUCCUGUUAGCGCCUAUUAAGGGAGUCAAGAAUCCAAAGUUCGCUCAUCUGCAUGCCGUGAGGUAUGAUGAGGUGGGGUGUGGGUUCGAUGAGGAUAAUUGUCUCAGUCUAUUUGUGUCGGAAUUGGUGGAGGGUGAGAGGCACACCAAGGUACUAUAUGUGGAGAGGACGAAAGUGGAGGUGAUCAAGGAGGCGAAAGUGCCCACAGUGGUGGAGGGUGUCAAGGCGGAGGGAGGGAGUUGA
Molecule: messenger RNA, 747 nt
Organism: Didymosphaeria variabile
Lineage: Eukaryota; Fungi; Ascomycota; Dothideomycetes; Pleosporales; Didymosphaeriaceae
Exons: 1
Coding region: 1-747 (248 amino acids)
Source: RefSeq, a predicted model, not a curated record